AAAACAGUUGUUAAAGCUACAGUCAGUCCAUAUCAAGAUGAUCAGAAUCUGCCUUCUUUGGGGACUUCUCUCUCAAGUGUACCUGAUUCAGACUGAAGAUGCUCCUCAACCAAUACCAGUGACUGCUCAUCUAUUUGGAGACACUGUAUCUUUGCCAUGUCCUAAAGCAGAAUCUGAACAAUUCCUGUACUGGUACAGACAAACUGUUGGCCAACUGCCCCAUCUUGUCGCAUCUGUGUCCUAUGCAUCAGAACCUGUACUUAAAGGAGAGUUUAAGAACCCACGUUUCCAUGUGGAGGAAUCUCAAUAUGGGUAUAAUCUCAUUAUCAGAAAUAUCAGCACAUUAGAUGAGGCAACAUACUUUUGUGGAAUUGGGACAAUGUAUGGGAUGGACUAUGGACAUGCAACAUUUUUGGCUGUGAAGGGACACAGUCACCCUACAUUGGUGCAGCAACUAGUUUCUGAUCCAGUCCAUCCAGGAGACUCUGUGAUUCUACAGUGUACAGUACUCUCUGAGACCUGUACAGGAGAACACAGUGUGUACUGGUUCAGAGCCGGAUCAGGAGAAUCCCAUCCAGGAGUUAUUUACACCCCUGGGAACAGGAGUGAUGACUGUGAGAAGAGCCCUGAGACUCCCUCUCCUACACAUACCUGUGUCUACAGCCUCUCCAAGAACAACCUCAGUCUCUCUGAUGCUGGCACUUACUACUGUGCUGUGGCCACAUGUGGGGAGAUCCUGUUUGGCAACGGAACAAACCUAAAUAUUGAAAGAUCCCUGGAACAUGUAAUCAUUGGACUGGGAGUGACAUCAGUUUUCUGCGUGAUUGUGAUGAUUAUACUCGUUUUCAGCAGAAAUAAAAUGACAAUUUGUGAACAUUAUAAAGCAGUGAGUGUUGCUCAGCAUAUUGGACAUGACAACUCAACCACCGAAUGUGAUCAGGAACAAGACCCAGAGACUCUGAAUUAUGCUGCAUUGCAUUUCUCUGAGAGGAAAACUAAAAGAGGAACAAAGAAGAGAGAGACACAACAGGAGAGUGUGUACUCUAAUGUCAGGUACUCAGAUUGAGACUGAACAUUGUUUAUGUGCAGAGGAAUGGAUGUAGUUUAGUAAAUACACUGUUCUUAAUAUACUGUACAAUGUGUUUAAACAGUCAUGACAUUUUAGCCUUACUGAUACAGUGAUAUUUUAUAUCAAGUAAGACAGUGGCAAAAUUGUCCCUAUACCCAUCAUGAGGUUGCCACAACCUAGCCUAUGAAUGAAAGUUUACAAUAUAGGUGCACACAGGUCGAGAGAAAGAUUUGAGGUGACAGACAGUGACACAUGGACAGACAGGGACACAUUGCACACUUUUGCCUGCAUCUAGCUGAUCAGAGCAACACGGUUAUGGGACGGCUUGUCCUGUCAGGUAGAGGGCCAAAUACCAUUGAGGUCUUUAAAUCACUCCUAAAAAGUUUGACCUUUAAUCUGUGUAUUGUUAUUUUAGACUUCCUUAGUGAUUCUAAGUCCUCCUCUUGUAUCGUAUCUCUUGUAUCUCAGCCCAUUGUUUAGACAUACUGUUUAACUGUGAGACAACUCAUUUUCGACGACACAUUCCAGGCAAAUAACCCACACAGAACGUGACUUUUCCAGUCAUGAUUGGUUUU
Messenger RNA from Oncorhynchus mykiss (rainbow trout), 1644 nucleotides. Lineage: Eukaryota; Metazoa; Chordata; Actinopteri; Salmoniformes; Salmonidae. The record is from RefSeq and is a predicted model, not a curated record.